Echinops telfairi (small Madagascar hedgehog) is the source of this 3497-nucleotide messenger RNA. RefSeq names its product sulfatase 2 (gene SULF2). Bases 84 to 2717 code for a protein of 877 amino acids. The transcript has 20 exons. The record is from RefSeq and is a predicted model, not a curated record. Gene Ontology annotation, cellular component: endoplasmic reticulum; cell surface; plasma membrane. Lineage: Eukaryota; Metazoa; Chordata; Mammalia; Afrosoricida; Tenrecidae. Gene Ontology annotation, molecular function: glycosaminoglycan binding; calcium ion binding; N-acetylglucosamine-6-sulfatase activity.
AUCCGCGAGGAAAGAGGGCAGUGGGCAAAGGAAGAAGCCCCAGACACCCGACUGCAGACGCCCACAGGCAAAGAGCACACACAAUGGCGCAGCCCAGCCUCCUGCUCUGCCUGCUCUCCCUGGCGGUGCUCCCUCUGCUGGGACGAGGCUCCGCCUUCCUGUCCCACCCCCGCCUGAAAGGCAGGUUUCAGAGGGACCGCAGGAACAUCCGCCCCAACAUCAUCCUGGUGCUGACCGAUGACCAGGACGUGGAGCUCGGCUCCAUGCAGGUGAUGAACAAGACGCGGCGCAUUAUGGAGCAGGGCGGGGCUCACUUUAUCAACGCUUUCGUGACCACGCCCAUGUGCUGCCCCUCGCGCUCCUCCAUCCUCACCGGGAAGUACGUCCACAACCACAACACCUACACCAACAACGAGAACUGCUCCUCGCCCUCCUGGCAGGCACAGCACGAGAGCCGCACCUUUGCCGUGUACCUCAACAGCACGGGCUACCGGACAGCUUUCUUCGGGAAGUACCUGAAUGAGUACAACGGCUCCUAUGUGCCACCUGGCUGGAAGGAGUGGGUCGGGCUCCUGAAAAAUUCCCGCUUCUACAACUACACGCUCUGCCGCAACGGGGUGAAGGAGAAGCACGGUUCCGACUACUCCAAGGAUUACCUCACUGACCUCAUCACCAAUGACAGCGUUAGCUUCUUCCGAACGUCCAAGAAGAUGUACCCGCACAGGCCGGUCCUGAUGGUCAUCAGCCAUGCAGCCCCCCACGGCCCUGAGGACUCCGCGCCCCAGUACUCUGGCCUCUUCCCCAACGCCUCUCAACACAUCACACCGAGCUACAACUACGCACCCAACCCUGACAAGCACUGGAUCAUGCGCUACACGGGGCCCAUGAAGCCCAUCCACAUGGACUUCACCAACAUGCUGCAGCGGAAGCGCCUGCAGACCCUCAUGUCCGUGGACGACUCCAUGGAGACGAUUUACAACAUGCUGGUGGAGACGGGCGAGCUGGAUAACACCUACAUCGUCUACACCGCUGACCACGGCUACCACAUCGGCCAGUUCGGCCUGGUGAAGGGCAAGUCCAUGCCCUACGAGUUCGACAUCAGGGUCCCCUUCUUUGUGCGGGGCCCCAAUGUGGAGGCUGGAUCUCUGAACCCCCACAUCGUCCUCAACAUCGACCUGGCUCCCACCAUCCUGGACAUCGCGGGCCUAGACAUCCCCACCGACAUGGACGGGAAGUCCAUCCUCAAACUGCUGGACACGGAGCGCCCUGUGAACCGGUUCCAUCUGAAAAAGAAGGUUCGGGUCUGGCGGGACUCCUUCCUGGUGGAGAGAGGCAAACUGCUCCACAAACGGGAGAGUGGCGACAAGGUGGACGCCCAGGAGGAGAACUUCCUGCCCAAGUACCAGCGCGUGAAAGACCUGUGUCAGCGCGCCGAGUACCAGACAGCCUGCGAGCAGCUGGGGCAGAAGUGGCAGUGCGUGGAGGACGCCACUGGCAAGCUGAAGCUGCACAAGUGCAAAGGCCCCGUGCGGCCCGGUGGUGACGGCAGAGCCCUCUCCAACCUGGUGCCCAAGUACUACGGGCGCGGCGGGGACGGCGGUGGCGAGGCCUGCACCUGCGACCGCACCCACUACAAGCUGAGCCUGGCUGGGCACCGGAAAAAGCUCUUCAAGAAAAAGUACAAAGCCGGCUACAUGAGGAACCGCUCCAUCCGCUCGGUGGCUGUGGAGCUGGAUGGUGAGGUGUACCACGUGGGCCUGGAGGAUGUGCCCCAGCCCCGCAACCUCACCAGGCGGCAUUGGGCAGGGGCCCCUGAAGACCAGGACGACCAGGACACUGGGGACUUCAGUGGCACAGGCGGCCUCCCCGACUACUCAGCCCCCAACCCCAUUAAAGUGACACACCGGUGCUACAUUCUAGAGAAUGACACCGUCCAGUGUGACCUGCUCUUGUACAAGUCCCUGCAGGCCUGGAAAGACCACAAGCUGCACAUCGACCACGAGAUCGAAACCCUGCAGAACAAAAUUAAGAACCUGCGGGAAGUCCGAGGUCACCUGAAGAAAAAGCGGCCUGAAGAAUGUGACUGCCACAAAAUCAGCUACCACACCCAGCAGCACAGAGGCCGCCUCAAGCACAAGGGCUCCAGCCUGCACCCCUUCAGGAAAGGGCUGCAGGAGAAAGACAAGGUGUGGCUGUUGCGCGAGCAGAAGCGCAAGAAGAAGCUGCGCAAGCUGCUCAAGCGGCUGCAGAACAACGACACGUGCAGCAUGCCGGGCCUCACCUGCUUCACCCACGACAACCAACACUGGCAGACGGCGCCUCUCUGGACCCUGGGACCCUUCUGUGCCUGUACCAGCGCCAACAACAACACAUAUUGGUGCCUGCGGACCAUCAACGAGACCCACAACUUUCUCUUCUGCGAAUUUGCGACGGGCUUCCUGGAGUACUUUGAUCUCAACACAGACCCCUACCAGCUGAUGAAUGCGGUGAACACGCUGGACAGAGAGGUCCUGAACCAGCUGCACUUGCAGCUGAUGGAGCUGAGGAACUGUGAGGGCUACAAGCAGUGCAACCCCCGCACCCGGAACAUGGACCUGGGACUUAAAGAUGGAGGGAGCUACGAGCAGUACAGGCAUUUUCAGCGACGCAAGUGGCCAGAGAUGAAGAGACCCUCCUCCAAGUCCAUGGGGCAGCUGUGGGAAGGCUGGGAAGGCUAAGCAGUGAGAGCCGGACCUCCACACCCAGAGGGGCUCCGAGACCGGCCAGCGACGUGAGGACCCUCCCCCCACCCCCAGGAUUUCAGGCCGGCAGACCUCUGCUGCUUGCUGGGAGGCUUUCGGUCCACGUGGCAAAUUCUGCAGGAUAACCGCCGGGCCUGGAGAUGCUUCCAGAAGUCCAUUUUUGCCCCUGCUUUUGCUUUGGAUUGUACCUCACCAGCCGCACAAAACGCCUUUUCAUAUCAGUCACCACUAAUAGGAGCCCUCUCAGGGGAGAGGGUGCAAAAACCUCUCCUUGGAAAAUGCCAAGGGUCACUGGAAUUUUCCACUUUCCCCCCCAUAAAUCGCAAGGGCACAACAAUCGCAAUUGAAACCCUCUCCUUCCGGCUUGUCACCAAGAAAUGGCUCGCGGUUGAAGAUGGCGACACCGAGCUACAGCACAAAUGGAGGAACCCUCCGCUGGCUGAUCACAAGAACCCCGACUGCCGCUGAAGCAGCUGGACCUCACUGUACAUAUGUGACAUCUUGAUGUCACCAACGUGGGGACUCCUGGGGAGAGACCUAAUGAGACCACCCCGAUUCCUAGAGCGGGAGGGUGUCAGUAAACGCUCUGUGUAACGAACAAUCCUUGCAGUUGUAGGUCUGUCUGCCCCGCCCCACACCAUUCCGCUCGGCGUCCCCCUGCCACCCAGCCUGGGACUGAUGUUUUUCUAUGGUACUGAAGACUAAUGAAGUUGAUGUAUGUCCCCCGUUUUAAUGAAAUUGUUCUUUGUAAGGAAA